Messenger RNA from Diospyros lotus (date-plum), 2281 nucleotides. RefSeq names its product galactoside 2-alpha-L-fucosyltransferase-like. Gene Ontology annotation, molecular function: galactoside 2-alpha-L-fucosyltransferase activity. The record is from RefSeq and is a predicted model, not a curated record. Lineage: Eukaryota; Viridiplantae; Streptophyta; Magnoliopsida; Ericales; Ebenaceae. Bases 340 to 2037 code for a protein of 565 amino acids. Gene Ontology annotation, biological process: xyloglucan biosynthetic process; cell wall biogenesis. The transcript has 2 exons. Gene Ontology annotation, cellular component: Golgi apparatus; membrane.
AGACAUGAGAUUGAAAGCUGUGUUGCACUGCAGACUCGUGGGUCAGCUCCAUAGGAACAGACGAAGCCAUGGACGUUCAAUUUUGCCUCGCCGACAGUGUGAUCUCAACAAAUCAAUCAAAUCCAGACAUAUAAUACUGACAGAGAACUACUCAACCCCGUCGCUUAUUGUUUUUUUAACUUCCAUUUGACAAAACCUUUCUUCUCCGACCCUCUUCCACUGGUUCGGGAACCGUUCUCCUCCAUUAUUAUUCCACUUCAACCAGUUCUCACAACAACCCGUUGCUCCACUGGGCUCUUCAGACGGUUCUGUGUAAUACCCUGAUGAGAAUUUGAUAAUAUGAAGAGGUUGAACAGAAAUUCCAAUGAUCCGCACAAGUCCACUGGAAACGACGCCGUUUCGCGGGCCCCUGAGCCCAAAUGUGGCUUGAAUCCGAUGAAGUUGAUGGGGAUCUUCGUUGCUUGUUUGAUGAUUCUUUCGGUUCUGUUUUCAGUGUCUGUGAUUUUCAAUGACCCGAUUUAUGAGAGCGUUUGGAUUGGUGCAGAGGCUAGGGUUCUUGAAGUAAAUCCUCAACCAGAAGUCAGAGGAUCACAAGACGAUUCUUCUCAUCCUGCUGAGGUGCCAAAAGAUAAACUACUUGGCGGGCUUCUUGCUGCUGGAUUUGAUGAAAGAUCUUGUCUCAGUAGGUAUCAGUCAGUAUUGUAUGGCAAACCAUUAAGCCACAUUCCAUCAUCUUAUCUAAUAUCCAGAUUACGAAGAUAUGAAGCUCGCCACAAACAGUGUGGACCCUUUACAGAAUCCUAUAACAAAACCUUGGAGCAACUUAAGUCUGGCAAACAGACUGGUCCAUCUGAUUGUAACUAUGUUGUAUGGGUAUCCUUUAGUGGUUUGGGGAACAGGAUACUCACACUUGCCUCGGCAUUUCUUUACGCUCUGCUUACUGACAGGGUGCUGCUUGUUGACCGUGGGGUGGAUGUGGCCGACCUCUUCUGCGAGCCAUUUCCUGAGGUCUCCUGGUUACUCCCCACAGAUUUCCCUCUAACUGCUCAGUUCAGUAGUUUUGAUCAAAAGUUCGUUUACUCUUAUGGGAAUAUGCUGAAGAAUAAUCAUUUUGCCAACUCAACGAAAGUGCCACCUUAUGUCUAUCUCCAUCUGGCCCAUGAUUAUGAUGAUCAGGACAAACUUUUUUUCUGUGACGAAGAUCAAUCUUCUCUCCAGAAAGUUCCUUGGUUGAUUAUGAAAUCAGAUAAUUACUUUGUCCCUUCUCUCUUCUUAUCCGAUUCAUUUGAGCAAGAAUUAAGAAAGCUCUUCCCAGAAAAACAGACAGUCUUCCACUUCUUGGGUCGGUACCUCUUCCACCCAACAAAUCAAGUAUGGGGCCUUAUUACCAGGUACUAUCAAGCAUAUCUAGCAAAAGCAGAUGAAAAAAUAGGAAUUCAGAUAAGAGUCUUUGAUACAGGAGCUGGGCCAUUUCAGCAUGUUUUGGAUCAAAUCCUAGCUUGUACCUUGAAGGAGAAACUGUUACCUGAGAUCAAUCGCCAGGCGAAUACCGUCAGCACGCCUGUGAAACAGAAGAGCACCGCUGUGCUGAUGACAUCUUUGAACUCUGGCUACUUUGAGAGAUUAAGGGACAUGUAUUGGGAAUAUCCAUCGACAACGGGUGAGGUUAUUGGUGUUUACCAGCCAAGUCAUGAAGGGUACCAACAGACUGAGAAGCAGAUGCACAACAUGAAGGCAUGGGCAGAAAUGUAUCUACUGAGCUUAACAGAUAAGUUGGUGACGAGUGCAUGGUCCACUUUUGGCUAUGUGGCUCAGGGUCUUGGAGGGUUGAAACCAUGGAUCCUCUACAAGCCCGAGAAUCAUACAGUUCCGAACCCACCUUGUCGUCAGCUCAUGUCGAUGGAACCUUGUUUCCAUGCCCCUCCCUUCUACGACUGUAAGAAGAAGACGGGGGUUGACACAGGUGCACUUGUUCCUCAUGUGAGGCAUUGCGAAGACAUGAGUUGGGGCCUUAAGCUGUUUGACAAUGAGAAAUGAAUUGUGGGCAUGUUUCUUGUAUGAAUAUGUAUUAGCUUGAAUUUCUUGUAGCAUUUUUAUGUGAUGAUGGGUCCCCCCCAAAAAAAAAAAAAGCCCCUGUUAGCAGGGUUUGAGAACCUAAACCUUCUUUUGUACGGCUCUAUGAUCUAGUACCUGAGGUUGCUUUGAGAUUUUGCUCUCUUGUUUGAGUUAAACAAGUGAGCAUACUGAGCUUUAUCAUAAUCUGGAGCUUUCUAGUUUUCAA